GGGGGGGUACUGGGGAUGUAACAAGUGAAGAAUGUCAGCUAUGUUCUGCCACCUGUUGAUGUCCACUGCUCUGAGAGAAUUUAACUCGGCAAAUAGAUGAGAAAGAUGAGAAAAACAACCUCGAUUCUAAAGAAAACAGCUGAUUUGAUACCGAAGCUGUGAAAAGCCUCUAAACCUAUGAAUGGUGUCCUUUUAAUGACAUCCCUAGUUCUCAGGAAAACAUCUUCAGACUUUAGAUGACUGUUGGGCCUCAGAUGGUGCAUUGUAAAGAUUCUACUAUAUCUAAAAUAGAAGGGUUUGAACUAGAUUACGCAUUGUAAUUUUUUACUAGAGCUGAUCAACAUCAGUGAAUUCACCGUUUAGCUGAGAGCCAGUUCUGCGUAAAGGGAAGGGAAGCUAUCUCCAGCUUCAUGUUUUUCAUCUAAAGUCAGACAUCUGAGGCCAUUUAUUUUGUGGAUUGUUUUUCCUGAGACCUGAUGAAUUCUUUAAAAGUUCUCCACCCAUAACUGAUCUGAAUGUCUAAGGAAGUCACCUAGAUCUCUGUCAGAUUCAGCCAUCAGACACCAGCUUUAAAAUGUGAAGAUUAAAUAGUAUUUUCAUACAUGGAUUUACCACCACAGAAUCCAUAUUUACCACAUAAGUUUCGGGAUGUAUGAGAAGACUAUGCAGCAGUUACAAAGAUCCUAUUAAAAUAGAUGAAUACAUGCUGGGAUCAAACCUGAUGUGUAGGAUUUUUCUCCUACCCCCGUGUUGCUCUUGUAGGAAAAUUUUUUGAGUGAUUGAUUUUUCAAUAACAUUGAUGAAAAAGGCAAUUAAUUACUGCGGAGUGUAAAGAACAGAAUCCUGCUGCUCAUCGAAGCAUUAAAUGAACCUGUCAUGAUUUAUAAUAGCAAUUACAUAAUGGUCAAAUCUAUUUAAAUGCAUAUGUUUCUGUGUAAAAACAUCUGGGAAUGAGUGCGUCUGAUGUUCCAGAAAAGAUAACUUGCCAAUUUUGCAAUAAUUAAUAAACUCAAAGACAUUUUGUUUUAAACUCUGAAACUUGACUCAGAGACAUUGUCCCUUUUUAUUAUUUUACUUGGAUUUUCUUUGUCUUGUUUAACAAGAGCUGGCAUAAAAUGUUGUUUCAAGCAUUUAAGUUUGAGGCAGAAAUGAAUGAUCUGGUGUUGGGCAGGAGUUGAGAAUCCAUGUUGUGAGAACUUAAAAUUGACAGUACUGUAGAGUCUGUUGAGUUCUGUAAAUGCUGAGUCACUGUUUGGGAAUCUCUAUUUUAAUUUGUUUGAUGCAAACAGCCUUGAACCUUUGUGAUGGGAAACAUUCUUCUACCUUUUUGCUUUCAUAAUGUGUUAAUAAUAAUCAGGGACAGAAAAUAACAACAAUCAACACUAGGUGUUUUACACAGGCGAGAGAAUGGGCAGCCAUAUUCUGUUAGAUUGGGCCGCAACCUGUGGAUUUACCUAACAUUUGUUAAAAAUCUAGAUAUUCCCAGUACAUCCUGCGAGGGCUGCAAAUCUUUGUUAUUUUUCUCUCAUGGACAUUAGCAGAACAUCUAUGAUAGCUUCCAGUCAGGUUUUCGUAGAGCUCAUUCUACUGAAACAGCUCUUCUUAGGGUCUCUAAUGACCUUCUGACUCACAGUGAUGCAGGGGACUGUUCUGUUCUGGUCCUGCUGGACCUGACGGAAGCCUUUGACACUGUCGACCAUCACCUGCUACUGGAGAGGCUGAGACUGGGUAGGCCUAUCAGGAACUGCUCUGGAGUGGUUCUUCUCUUAUCUCUCUGAGCGUUCCUUUUCUGUGGCCGUCUCCAAGUUUAGGUCCUCUACCACCUCUCUUACCCAUGGUGUCCCACAAGGUUCUGUGCUGGGGCCUCUGCUCUUCCUCCUCUAUCUGCUUCCUCUUCAGCACAUCCUGAGCUCCUUCAAAGGAAUCUCCUACCAUCUUUAUGCAGAUGACAUCCAACUGUACAUCUCCUUUAAGCCCCAUUAGAUGUCUAAGCUGCAGCUGUUACACACCUGCUUAGACUCUAUCUGGAUGGCUGGGAGCUUUCUUCAGCUGAAUGAAGAUAAGACUGAGAUCCUCAUCUGUGCCCCAGACAAGCUGGUUCCCAAAGUCAGAGACUCUCUUGGUCAGCUUGCUUCUCACACCAAACCUUCUGUCAGGAAUCUUGGCGUGACCUUUGACCCAGCUCUCACCCUGGAUUCUCAUGUCAGUUCUCUUGUUCGCUCUUCCUUCUUGCAUCUCACGAACAUUGCUAAGCUGAGUCCCAUUCUGUCCCGCUCUGAACUUGAGACAGUUAUCCACACCUUCAUCUCCUCACGCUUGGACUACUGUAACUCUCUUUUCACGUGUCUGAGCAGAACCUCCCUGAACCGUCUACAGGUGGUUCAGAACACCUGUGCUCGGCUUCUGACCAAGUCCUCCAAACACACCCACAUCACCCCGCUUCUCCUCCAGCUUCACUGGCUGCCAGUCAACUUCAGGGUUCAUUUCAAGAUCUUGGUUCUGGUCUAUAGGGCCUUACAUGGACAAGCACCAUCUUACAUUGGUGAUCUUCUUAGUUCCUACACCCCCAGCAGGUCCCUGAGGUCCAGUGACCAAAGCCUACUGGUUGUGCAGCGCACCAGGCUAAAGACCAAAGGUGACAGAUCAUUUGCUGCUGUGGCCCCCAGACUCUGGAACUCUCUCCCCCUGAGCCUGAGAUCAGUGGACUCAGUGGACUCCUUUAAAAAGCAGCUGAAGACUCACUUGUUCAAGCUGGCUUUUGUAUGUUUGUAUGUAUUGUUUUUGUGAAGCGCCUCGUGAUUUUUAUCUUGAGAGGCGCUGUAGAAAUGAUAUUUUCUUCUUCUUCUUCAGUGGCCCGGGCUAGCAUUAGCAGUAGCUUGGGAAAGUGUUAGCAGUGGCCCAGGCAAGUGGUAGCAGUAGCUUGGGUUAGCAGUAGAAGAAGAAGAAAAGAUCUUUUCUAUAGUGCAUCUCAAGGUAAAAAUCACGAGGCGCAUCACAAAAAAAAACAAAAAAUGUAAAAUACAAAAAACAAUUUAGAGAAUGAUUACAAAUAUAUAUUAAAAUGAGCAAAAAUAGACAAUUGUUAUUAAAAAAUAGAGAGAGAGUGAAUUGGAAAGGGGGAAAUCAGUGGAUCCGGAGGAAGGUGGAAUAGGUAGGGAGAGCAGAACAAGGAGAGGUGAUAAUGGUCACACCAAAACCAGCUUGAACAGGUGAGUUUUCAGCUGCUUUUUAAAGAAGUCCACUGAGUCCACUCAGGGGGAGAGAGUUCCAGAGUCUGGGGGGUCACAGCAGUAGCUUGAGAUAGUGUUAACAGUAGCCCACGCUAGCAUUUACCAGGGCUGCCAACUCUCAUGCAUUGUGUGAAAUGCACGCAUUUGACCCUCUUCACACGCUCUCAUGCAACAACUCCAAUAUCUCACGCUGAUUAACCCCCCCCCCCCCCCCCCUUCCCCAAUGGGAUAAAUAACUGAAUGCAUGAAAAUUAAUUUUGUUCACAGAAAUAAUUCUUGAACGAACUGUUAAUGAGAUUUUUUGAAAGUCAUGCUAGCAUUAGCUUUUAAUUUGCAGGACACUUAUACUAAAAAGGAAAGUUUUGCUGUCUGCUGUCCCCACCUCGCUGUUCUGGCUGCUGUUCUGACUUCAGGAAUGACAGGUGGCAUUUAACUGAACAAUAGAUUGUUUUCAGUAUCAAUAACAAGCCUGUGUUUAUAAUAUUGGGAGACAUCCUCACUAACCAGAAAAAUGUGAUCAAUAUAGUUUUCUAAUUUUACUGUUAUGCUUGUUGACUUUUUGGUGAAUUUGGUAAAUGUUUUUCACUGGGAGACUUUUGGUUUGUUUUUGGUUUUUGCUUCAAAAUGAAGACAACUCUUUGGAGGAAGAUGAUUUUCAAACUCAAUGUAGUUUUGAAUGCUUAAAUCUAACCAAACAGUAAUUAAAAGAAACUAAUUUCAACUUAAGCAAAUCUGGAAGCAGGAUUGUUUUUCCUGUCAGAUCUGAUAACCAAUGCUUUUAAUUUUUCUUUACUUUACCAGACUGUAUAACCAAAUAUUACCAGUCUGUGUUCAACUGAGGCUUUCUGUCCCAUUAUUCUAUUUAUUUCUGCAGUAACUGAUAAGUAUUUCUGCCUCAGCAACCUCUAGCAUCUUGUCAUUGAGAACUUUUGCAAUCCUUUCUAAACCUUUGGCUCUGUGUCAACAUGGACCAAAUUAUCAUUUUAUUGUGAAACCCCAUUAAAAUUGUAAUCGUAAUGUUCUGUCGUCAGUGUAGAGAUUAUUAUUAUUCAGCGUGCAACACAGAGUGAUAAGCCAUAAUGGAACAAUAAGGAUUUCCUUUCCCCAAUGUGCCACACAGUAAUGCUGCGACAUCACUCAUAAUCCCACAUAUUGAUUUUAAUCACUGUGUUUGUGGUAUGAUGUUUUUAUUGUAACUCUGCCAGAAUAAAUUAUCACAUACUUGCAAUUUGAGUUUAAACUACAUUUUGGAAAAUGAGACUUAGCUGUUCACAUUUGAUGUCAGAUUAUAACAUACUAACCAGAUCUAUGAGUUAGGAACAAAUAAAAUGUCUCGUGUUUCUUAACUUAUCGAUCUGACUCAAUUGGAACUGGGCUUCAAAUUUCUCUACCUCAAGUUUGAUAUCGGAAGUGACAGAAUUUGUGCAAAUCUUCAACAUCCUCAUCAGUUUGACACGUGCAGCAUAGAAAAACAAUAAUUUCUGUGAUCAGAUCUUCUGUCAACAUCUCAAGCGUACAGUAGCAGGAUGGAAUCUGUGUGCCUUGCAUGAAACAACUACAGCAGAACUAUGAUUAAACUUUUACUUAAAGUGUAAGUACAGAUCUUUUGAAGGGGUGUAGAAAGCUCUCUCUCUCUCUCUCUCUCACUCUCUCUCUCUCUCUCUCUCUCUCUCUCUCUCUCUCUCUCUCAAUGGUCUCAAUCUAGAAAGAAUAGAGAUACAUUCUGACUGGAAUUGUUUGAGGGGGACCAAUAUCAAAAUUGGUUUCUGUGGUUUAAUCUAAUUUAAUUAUGUUAUUUCAAGGAAAGAGUUUUGUAUUAAACGAUUAUUUCCAUAAAAGUAGGGGUUGGGAUUUGAUGUUUAUUGCACUUCCCAUCGCAGUUUCAUGUUUGUCAAAGUGAAACUGAGGCCUUAUAAAUUAGCUUUUUCAUGAACUGCUUUGAAAUUCUGGUGAUUAGAGUUGUUUUAUUGCAGCUUUUGAACGGACCUGCUAUGACUAGCUGUUAGUUUGUUUAUUUAGUCAGAUGUCAUCUUUAUUUCUCUAAACUGAGGUAAUUCAGUGAGCUGUUUAUUAAAUUUAUGAUGUUAAUUUUCCACAAAUAGGGAUAAAAACCUAUUUUUAAUGAGGAAUAAUGCGAUAAAUUACAGUCUUUAAAAUAGGUGUUAAAAUGUAAAAAAAAAUUAAAAAUACUUCAAACCUUAGAGCCAGUAGCAUUACUGGUUUCCAGCUGUUUAAAUGUAUUGUUAAAAUUGUUGUUAUCCAUUUUUAUUGAUAGUAAAGAGAAACAAUUAAAACAUGCUCGAUAGCAGCUCUGGCUUUAAACCUACCUUGAUCUCAGUGCUGCGUUCUUGUGUCAAAUUGAAUUUAAAAAAUUUGUCAGCACGUCCUCCAAAUGGUGCAAAUAACCAUACAGCAGAGUUUACUAAAGGAACCAGUAAAACUAACCAGUUUGUUCGUUAAAAGAUCUGAACUUUGGCUUUAAUUCUCAGAUUUCUCUUAGAGGAAUUACAGACAUGCCGAUCAAAAUAUCAACUCUAACCCAUAGCUCUUUUUAACAUUAGAAAAAUAAAGUAAAAUAAAGGUCUCCUUCUAUAACAUAUCAAGUAAUAUCUGGGUGUUUUGUAAUAUAUCACUAGAGCACAAUAUGAACUGAACUAAUAAAAAUGCAGCAUGAAUUGCUUCGUUAGUUCCGUUAAUAUGGUGUUAUGAACAUCAUGUACGUACUGCACAUUGGUGGUAGCUUGAUCUUUGUUUCCAGGUGAGCCCUAACAGGGGCUUUUGACUGGAUGUGUAAGCGUUGCGUAACGUCUCCGAACCGUAGUGUGCAGCAAUUAACCGCCGCAUAACAGAUGGGCAUUUCCACCGGCCGCAAAGGGUUACGUUUUGGAAGCUCUGAAAUGUAGGUAUGUGUCACUUACUCUUCAAUCUAUUUUUUUACAUGCCAAGCUUUAAUAAGCCAUCAAACUCAGCAGUUCAGAUCAGGCCAGACAGGAAGUCAAACGCAAAAGCAGUGGACAUUUUCUAAAUAAAAGUCACAUGCUGAUUUCAUGUUGCUAACAUUCAACAAUGUACCGGUACAUAAUUUCCUGUGAAACCUCCUUAACUGAGGUAAACAGAACAGAAAAUAAACCACUGACCUUUUCGGAUACAAGCUGCGGUCUUUCUUAUCGCAUGAACUGCUGAAAUCACAUGUGGUCCCUCAAUUCUGUGAUUUUGUAACUUCAAGGGACCAGCUGUGUGGGUCGCUUUUGCUGUUGUUUCACAGGGAGCUUGCAGGUGGUGCAGUGUUAGCUGCUGAGUCUGUUUAUUAAGUUACGUGCUGCUUACGCAUUCAGUGAAAAGUCAGGGUACGGGUGCCCGGGUUAGCCUUUUCCCCUGGGCAGCUUUGCAGGUCGUUACGGCCCUGCUUCUUUUUCUUUGUGCAAUCAAUUUCCAUCACAUCACAUAAGUCUUCUUUUGCUGACUUGAAGUAAAGGCAAUACAGCUUCUUUAUCCUUGUUGUGACACUGUUGUGUCUUGUCAACCCAAUCGGGAUGCGUUGAAGUCAAACGUAACCUGCUGAUAUGCAGCCACAGAAACUUGCCAUUUCUUACAGCUGAAGUCUUUUAACGUGGUUUUAUUUACGUGAAAGAAGUCAUGUGUCUGCACUGCAUUUGUUCCCUCCUCCUUGCUGAAUGGUGGGUAGUGUUGUGGUUCUUUAAGUGUAUUAGUGUUCUGUAUUUUUUGUGUAAUUGUGGCAUGAUAACCAACUCUUCUUAUGUGCCUCAGGUGUGUAAAAUUUGGUGGUCAUGUGAUCUUUAAUGUCUGGCUGCUUAUUUGUGAGAAGUGUGAUGCAUUUCAUGUGUUUCUGUAAAUUAUUAGUAAUAUUAUUUCUGUAAUUUUCUUAAUAUGUCUAAAAACCCAGAUUUCUGUUAAAUAAAAGUAAACACUUUUAAUAAA
Nothobranchius furzeri (turquoise killifish) is the source of this 7169-nucleotide messenger RNA. The record is from RefSeq and is a predicted model, not a curated record. Lineage: Eukaryota; Metazoa; Chordata; Actinopteri; Cyprinodontiformes; Nothobranchiidae.